AUGGGUAUGAAACGAAAAAUUCUGUUAUCGACCGUCCUUUUGGCGGUUGUGAUACUCUUUACAGAAGUAUUUGUUUUGAACGAUUACCUUCCUUCAAUUAAAAAGCAUCAUAAGAGACCGGCUCGACUGUCUAAGACUGAGGAACUAAUUCAUUUUAAGCCUGACUCGCGCACUCGGACAAGAAACAAGCCGGUUUCAAGAAAGAAAAAUGCCACAGUGCUGAAUGGACCGAACAGGUUGAAAACCGAAAGUGUUACUCAGAACCAGAAUGAGGUUAACCUCAUACCGAAUCGGCUUUCUGAUAAAGUGAACGGGAUCGACAAUAGAAUAAUGCGGAAGAAACUUCAGGUUAUACCAGGAGGUAAAAGCUCGAGCGUUACUCAGGUUAAGUUAAAGAACCAAAAGAGUAAACGAGCGAAAUCAACGGCGAAACGUGUAAAGACAGGUAAGCGUGUAUUAAUUUACACGCCGUUGUUUACAGAUAAGCCGUGGCAGGGCAUCAAUGAUACAUACGGAUUCACUCAUUAUAGAGGGGCGCCCUGUCCAGUAACUAACUGCUCGCUUACAUAUAGACACCGUUUGUUUCCCCGUAGCGAUGUUGUUAUUUUUCACGGCCAGGACAUGCCAGAUACGUUCGAGUUGGAAGAACUAAACAGCCGCCGCCCUAAAGGACAAAUUUGGAUCUAUUUUGUCCUGGAAAGUCCCUCCAAUGCAAAGGAUACUUACUUUUUUCGAGACAUGUUUAACUGGACAAUGACCUACGAGAGGAAUGCAGAUGUCUUCCUACCCUACGGUUCGUAUGUUACCCUCAAACCAGGUGAAAAAUCUUCUUACGGGCAAAUUAACCCAGAUAAGAAGGACCGUCUUGUGGUUUGGACAGUAAGUAAUUGUGGUGGAUUGCGCGACUGGUUUGUCCGAGAACUGAAGAAUCACAUUCGUGUUGAUAUUUUUGGUUCUUGCGCUGAUAACGUGUAUCAGCCGCAUUUGCAAGACGAGGAAUGUGAAAAAGACUCUCCGGAAUGUGAAAAUCUCCUUAAGCGCUACAAGUUUCAGUUGGCAUUUGAGAAUGGUAAUUGCGUCGAUUAUGUUACUGAAAAAUACUGGGGGGGACCCUUAGAACUGGGGAUUGUCCCUGUGGUUUUAGGAGGCGCAAAUUACUCGGAGAUGGCCAUUCCAGGAUCAUAUAUCAACGUUUUCGACUUCGAUUCCAUAAAGACGUUAGCCGACUAUCUUCUUUAUCUUGAUAAAAACGACACUGCUUAUAUGGAGUAUUUUGUUUGGCGGAAGCUGUACAAGGUCGACGGAUACCUAACCGGGGCUACUUUUAACAAACACUAUCCUUGGACGUGCGAUAUAUGCGCGAAAGCUCAGAAUCCAAAGCGUAAGAGUUACAAGAGGAUAAGUGAUUUCAGAGACGUUUCAACGCACUGUGGAUUACACGAAGACAAAUUAUAUGAGUUGAUGAGUCCUGACGGUGACAAUGACUUCAGAUCCAUCGAAAACCGCAAUAGCGCUGCCACUGCGGAUAUCUCUCGGGAAGAUAGUCAAGAAGAUGAUGAAGAAGAAAAUGAAGACGAUGAGGAAGACAACGCUUGGGAUAAGGAGGAGAAUGCAGAAGAAAAUACAGUUAAGAUGAAAGAAAAUAAAGAAGGGAACGACGAAAGUAACACAGUUAUUAAAGGAAGAAAAAAGUGA
Molecule: messenger RNA, 1695 nt
Organism: Porites evermanni
Lineage: Eukaryota; Metazoa; Cnidaria; Anthozoa; Scleractinia; Poritidae
Source: the annotation of a GenBank genome assembly